AACCAACCGUUCACAACUAAACCAACCAAUCAACAUGUUCAAAUACUUCGCUCUCUGCCUGUUCGCCAUCGUGGCUUGUGUGGCUGCCAAGCCAGCGGUGAUUGCUGCUCCAUUGGCCUACAGUGCCUACUCUUCUCCCUAUGUGGCUGCUGCUCCUUACUCUGCUGCCUACACCGCUGCCUACACCGCACCAGUGGCCGCUGCCUACUCCGCCUACUCGUAUCCCUAUGCCUCUGCCUACUCCGCCUACCCUUAUGCCGCCUACUACCGUUAAGAUGAGAUAGAUUGUGAACAUGGAUCCUCUGACUACUGAACCGGACCUGAGAAAAUCAUCUAUAUUACAACAAGGAUACUUCCCUGAUAACCAACCUACUUCAUCCCACUGCUAUCCACCUUACCAUCCCUGGUAUUAGUUCGGCAGAUUCUUAGUUUUCCCACCUCUGCCGACUGCUGAAAGUUAAGUCAUGGGAUCAGGACAUACAAAUAUAAAAAAGGAAUAUAAUUGUUGAAAUAAAUAAUGCAUUUUGCGUGAAACGUAAA
Molecule: messenger RNA, 540 nt
Organism: Drosophila eugracilis
Lineage: Eukaryota; Metazoa; Arthropoda; Insecta; Diptera; Drosophilidae
Product: vitelline membrane protein Vm26Ab
Exons: 2
Coding region: 35-274 (79 amino acids)
Source: RefSeq, a predicted model, not a curated record